GACGCAGACACACACACAUAUAUAUAUACACAUACAUUAUGUAUAUACAUGCCCUCAAAGGCAAAACUCCAUUUCUGUUUCUUCAGAGCUCAAAGCCAAGAUCUCAAAGGCAUCAAAAUUUCAUGAUCUCCCUCGGAAGAUUCAGCCAUAAACCCUAAUCUGUAAAACCCUGAAUCCAGAGAUAAAUGGGUCGUGAAAAGUUCAACAACAUCGCGAAGAUCACGAAGCUUCUGGUGAGAUUGCACAGUUCGCCGUCGUUCUGGCUCUGUCUCCCGACCAAAGCCUGCCGUUCCGACAUAACCCGUCGCCGGAAAAUCAUCAAGCUCGUCAGAUCCGACGGCUCGUUCGAGAUCUACGACCGGCCGGUCGACGCCUCGGAGCUCAUGAGAGAUUUCCCCAAGCACAUGGUGUGUCGGUCGGAUUCUCUGUUCAUCGGCCAGAGAACGCCUUCGCUGUCGGAAUCCGACAGGCUUGAGCCGGGGCACAACUACUUCCUUCUCCCCUCCAGUUUCUUCCAGAACGCUCUCUCCUUCGUCGCCAUCUCCGCCUUGAACAAGAACCCUAAAAACGACGGCGUUCUCAUCAGAAACCGAAGAUCUUCGAGGAAUCAUCGCCAACCUUUCCAGAUACAGAAAGGGUCAAACGGGUCGCUGAGAAUCCGCGUGUCUGAAGAUUUCUUGUCGGAGCUGAUAAUGGAGGGAGGCGACAAAGCCGUACAAGACGAAGAAGAUGUACGGAACAGUAGGGUUUGUACGACGGUUCAGUUGCAGAAAGAUUACGCUCAGCUCGUGGGUUCACGUACAUGGAAACCUAAAUUGGAAACGAUAAAGGAGACGAAGACAAAGACAAGGGCAAGAGUCUCCAAGUUUCUGGUGAUGAAGAGAAGAAGCAGCAAAGAGAAGAAUCAUCAGUCUCGUCCAUUGAUGUCUGAAGAUGAUUCAAGCGCCAAACCUCGUAAGGUUCAAUCGAAAUCGAAAUCGAAAUCUAAGAACAGAAUCAGAAAACCCAUUUGUCGUAAAUAGCGGAAUCUGUAUUUGUUUUUGUAGAGAUUCUUGUUUUUUUUUUUGGGUCUCAUUUAGAUUUGUGUCACUGCUGAAUCAAAACGCAAAAAAAAAAAAAAAAAAAAAACCUUCCCCAUU
Molecule: messenger RNA, 1139 nt
Organism: Tarenaya hassleriana
Lineage: Eukaryota; Viridiplantae; Streptophyta; Magnoliopsida; Brassicales; Cleomaceae
Exons: 1
Coding region: 186-1022 (278 amino acids)
Source: RefSeq, a predicted model, not a curated record